This is a messenger RNA of Pochonia chlamydosporia 170, 1848 nucleotides long. Its product is annotated as MFS drug transporter. The record is from RefSeq and is a predicted model, not a curated record. Bases 1 to 1848 code for a protein of 615 amino acids. Gene Ontology annotation, biological process: transmembrane transport. The transcript has a single exon. Gene Ontology annotation, molecular function: transmembrane transporter activity. NCBI's taxonomy places the organism in Eukaryota, Fungi, Ascomycota, Sordariomycetes, Hypocreales, Clavicipitaceae.
AUGGCGUCUGAUCCAGCAACGCCUGACAGGCGAACUAGCUCAGAGAGAACGGUCGACGUUGAACGAGAUGCUGGCAUAGAAGACUUCAAAAUUCAACACAACCACGAAUUGCCGAUAAAUAACACCACGGAGACUGAGAAGGGCUCACAAACGGGAGAUGGCGUUGAAACCACACCCGCAGCCAACAACACUGCCAGCCAACAUGCAAAUCAAGCUGCAAACUCGCAGCAUGCCGAACCUGAAGCUGAGCGGACACAGGUCGAGACUUUCCUCGUCGUCUUCGCCUUAUGUCUGGCUCUUUUCCUCGCCGCCCUCGACAUGACCAUCAUCACCACCGCAAUUCCAACAAUAUCGAGCACGUUUGACUCCAGCUUGGGCUACAUUUGGAUUGGCUCCGCUUAUCUUCUCGGCAACGCGACUUUUGUACCUACAUGGGGCAAGAUCUCAGACAUUUUCGGCCGAAAGCCCGUCUUGAUUGGCGCCGUUGUCAUCUUUUGGAUCGGCUCGCUCCUUUGCGCCGUUAGCAAUAGCAUGGGCAUGCUCAUCGCUGCACGAGCCAUUCAAGGUGUUGGUGGCGGCGGUACCAUUGUGCUGCCCAACAUUUGCAUCUCAGAUUUGUUUUCUAUGCGCAAGCGUGGCAUGUAUUUUGGUAUUUUGGGCGGUGUAUGGGCUAUUGCGUCGGCCGUUGGUCCCGUGCUUGGAGGCGUCUUCACCAGUAAAGUUUCCUGGAGAUGGUGCUUUUAUAUCAACUUGCCGCUGUCAGGAGUCGGCAUCAUCAUUCUCAUCUUUGUGCUCAAACUUCACAACCCGAGAACCCCUAUGAAGCAGGGACUUUUGGCUAUUGACUGGGCGGGCAGCUUGUUGAUUAUCGGCGGCACACUCAUGUUCCUCUUUGGCCUCGAGUUUGGCGGCGUUCAGCAUCCCUGGGACUCCGCCACAGUUAUUUGUCUCAUUGUAUUUGGUGUCGUUACCAUUGGCCUCUUUGUGUUUUACGAAGCCAAGGUUGCAAAGUAUCCCAUCAUGCCAGUCUCAUUGUUCAAACACCGAACCAGCGUCGCUGCCUUUGCCCUCUCCUUCAUGCACGCCUUCACCUUUAUGGGAGGCAGCUACUGGCUUCCGCUUUAUUUCCAGGCCGUCAUGGGCGCGACGUCUCUUCUCUCAGGCGUCUACCUCCUCCCGUUUGUUCUCUCCCUCUCCAUCACCUCCGCCGGCGUGGGAAUCGUCAUCAAGCGCACAGGCAACUACAAGAUCCCCAUCAUGUUCGGUCUCACCGUCAUGACACUCGGCUUCGGCCUGUUCAUCGACCUCGGUGACGAUAGAAACUGGGCCAAAAUCAUCGUCUUCCAAAUUAUCGCUGGUAUCGGUGUCGGCCCCAACUUCCAGUCUCCCCUAAUUGCUCUACAGACCAACGUUGAGCCUCGUGAUAUUGGUUCUGCUACUGCAAGCUUCGGCUUCCUCCGCCAGCUGGGCACCUCGAUCUCCGUUGUCGUCGGCGGCGUUAUUUUCAACAACCAGAUGCAAGCACAGGAGGGUACGCUGCAGCAAGAACUUGGUCCCAAGCUAGCUAGCAUGUUUACUGGUUCCCGCGCCGCAGCCAGCGUGCACGUAGUUGGCGAUUUGCAAGGCCACGACGCUGCGGUUGUCAAGAAUGCCUAUUGGAACGCAUUGCAGAAGAUGUAUAUUCUGUUCACGUGCACGGCAUUUGUUGGGUUGGUGCUCAGUUUCGCCAUUAAACAGAAGAAGUUGAGCAAGGAUCAUACGGAGCACAAGACUGGCCUGCAGUCGUUGAAGAAGAGAGCGGAGGGAGAUGCGCCUGAGGUGGCCGAAAAGAAGGCCCUUGAGAAUUAG